Histoplasma capsulatum G186AR is the source of this 444-nucleotide messenger RNA. RefSeq lists its product as uncharacterized. The record is from RefSeq and is a predicted model, not a curated record. The coding region runs from base 1 to 444 and encodes 147 amino acids. Lineage: Eukaryota; Fungi; Ascomycota; Eurotiomycetes; Onygenales; Ajellomycetaceae. The transcript has 4 exons.
AUGGGUCAACGAGGCUCAUGCUGCAAAUGCUCAAGACUGAGCGAGAGACAGCCACCCGAUGGGAAAGUCUCUCCUCCGAAGGACCCUAAGCAUCCUUUCCUCAGCCAUCGCAGGCGGAUGGGGAAUCAUUCCUCUAUGCUUGAAACCGGGAAACUUGGAGGUUCUGGUGAGACGCUAGAGCAAGAAUGGGAACCAUCCAGGUACCAAAGAGCACCAAGCAUAUCCCAUGUCACAGAUCGUUUUGAAAAUGACUGGGCUAGUCAUGCAACAAUAAAACCCCCGGCAGUGUUGAUUAGGAAGAAGGACGAAGGAAGAACAGAAAGUGACCAGGAAGCGAUGCAUAGCGAACCUGUGAAAACCAUCGAACGAAAAUUACAUUUUCCAAUCAAAAGGUCCCGACCUAACAGAAUUUCACUUCAAAGUUAUCUCGAAAGGACCAAUUGA